GCUGCAGGGACCGUCCGCGGUGACGGAGCUUCCUGUUUGCGGUCGCGAAGAGCUGCCGCAGUUGCCGUUGUCCGGCGCUGCUGGCGGGAGGGUGGCAGCAGCGCUUCGGUGGCACCGCGCGGGACUUGAAAGGCUCAGCUGUUAAGAAGACGACUACUGAAACAUGGUGGAUUAUUAUGAAGUUCUGGGAGUGCAGAAGCAUGCCUCAGCAGAAGAUAUUAAAAAAGCAUACCGUAAAUUGGCGCUAAAAUGGCACCCUGAUAAAAAUCCAGACAAUAAAGAAGAGGCAGAACGGCAGUUUAAACAAGUAGCGGAGGCCUAUGAAGUUUUGUCAGAUGCUAGAAAACGUGAGCUCUAUGACAGAUACGGAAAAGAAGGCUUAAUAAAUGGAGGUGGAGGUGGAAAUCAUCACGAUAAUCCAUUUGAAUUUGGAUUUACAUUCCGUAACCCAGAAGAUGUGUUCAGGGAGUUUUUUGGUGGAAGGGACCCCUUUUCAUUUGACUUCUUUGAAGACCCUUUUGAGGACUUCUUUGGCGGCAGGAGGGGUCCAAGGGGGAGCAGAAGCAGAGGUGGUGGAUCAUUCUUCUCUGCCUUUGGUGGAUUCCCUGCUUUUGGAAGUGGCUUUUCUUCAUUUGACACAGGUUUUACUUCGUUUGGCUCGCUGGGACAUGGAGGCCUUACUUCGUUCUCCUCUACGUCAUUUGGUGGUGGUGGGCUGGGUAACUUCAAAUCAGUAUCAACUUCAACUAAAAUAGUUAAUGGCAGAAAAAUUACUACAAAGAGAAUUGUUGAGAAUGGACAAGAGAGAGUAGAAGUUGAAGAAGAUGGCCAGUUAAGGUCGCUAACAAUAAAUGGUGAGGCAGAUGAAGAAGCCUUUGCUGAGGAGUGCAGACGGAGAGGACAACAAGCCCUGCCUUUCCAGCCAACCAACCCUCGCCUGCUGAAGUCUCACAAGCCUGCCAGUUCCCCCAGAUAUGCCUAUCAUUAUAAUAGCGAUGAGGUGGAAGAACAAGAUAGAAGCCGAGUUACGAGCAGCUUGGAGACCCCUUUUUAUUUAUCAGGUGUGCACAAGCAUGUUGAUGAGAAAUGCACAGAUAAGGACCCAUCAGCUAGUCAAAAGCCAAAGCCAAAAAGUCAAGCAAGGGGUUGUUGCUGUGUGUUGACCUAAUGUUAGCUUCCCGGUAGAUAAUAAACAGCAGCCUGUGUGCCUUCAUUCUGCA
This is a messenger RNA of Pezoporus occidentalis (night parrot), 1220 nucleotides long. RefSeq names its product DnaJ heat shock protein family (Hsp40) member B6 (gene DNAJB6). Gene Ontology annotation, molecular function: Hsp70 protein binding. The record is from RefSeq and is a predicted model, not a curated record. The coding region runs from base 164 to 1168 and encodes 334 amino acids. NCBI's taxonomy places the organism in Eukaryota, Metazoa, Chordata, Aves, Psittaciformes, Psittacidae. The transcript has 9 exons.